Grus americana (Whooping crane) is the source of this 1104-nucleotide messenger RNA. It is a transcript of the gene MRM2, whose product is annotated as mitochondrial rRNA methyltransferase 2. Gene Ontology annotation, biological process: RNA methylation. The transcript has 3 exons. Gene Ontology annotation, molecular function: rRNA (uridine-2'-O-ribose)-methyltransferase activity. The coding region runs from base 32 to 790 and encodes 252 amino acids. Gene Ontology annotation, cellular component: mitochondrion. The record is from RefSeq and is a predicted model, not a curated record. NCBI's taxonomy places the organism in Eukaryota, Metazoa, Chordata, Aves, Gruiformes, Gruidae.
CUGUGAGGGGAGGCGGGCCGGGGCAGCCGCCAUGGCGUGGCGGGAAGGCGCCGCUGCCGCUGCUAGGGGCAGCUCACCUGUCUUCCCGGGCAGCUGUUGGCAUUUCGUUAGCAAAUGUUUCCACACCACAGUGGGGAUUCUGAAGAAAACUGGAACUGAGCACUGGUGGCUGGAGCGGCACUUCAGGGAUCCCUUUGUCAAGGCAUCAAAGCAGCAGCAUUACCGUUGCCGAAGUGCCUUCAAAUUACUGGAGAUCGAUGACAAGCUUCAUAUUCUUCGUCCAGGACUUUAUGUUCUUGACUGUGGCGCGGCGCCUGGUGCUUGGAGCCAGGUUGCUGUAGAGAGGGUCAACGCCUUAGGUACUGAUCCUGCUGUCCCCACCGGCUUUGUCCUUGGCGUUGACCUCCUGCGGAUUUCUCCUCUGGAAGGAGCGGUCUUCCUGUCGGAGGCUGACAUUGCAGACCCAAGCACACUGAGGACGAUUCAGAGUCUGCUUCCUGCGGAGAAGGUGGAUGUUAUCUUGAGCGACAUGGCACCUAAUGCAACAGGUAUUAAAGAACUGGAUCAUCAGAAGUUGAUCAAUCUAUGUUUAGGUCUUCUGAAUAUGUCCCAAAGUAUUUUAAAGCCAAAAGGAACGAUGCUGUGUAAAUUCUGGGAUGGACACGAGUCCCAUCUUCUGCAAAACAGACUGAAGGAGCAGUUCCAUGACGUGAGAACUAUAAAGCCUCGGGCCAGCCGGAAGGACUCUGCUGAAUCUUAUUAUUUGGCAAGACUGUACAAAGGGAAAUGAAAGCUGAGAACUGCAGAUUGUCUAACAAGUGGUCGGACAUUGAUUGGAAAUCUGAUUUUGGUGUGUGUUUAAAAAAAAUCCCACCACUGAGACCCUGGGAAAAUCCGCCACAAUUAUUAUGAAGCUCAUCAUGCUUUUCAAAUACAAAAAUAAACCAGGGUGGUGUCCUGAGUUUAUCCAGUAAUUAUACAAGCAGAGACAUCCAAUCUAGCUUCUCACCUGUGGAGAAAGCGGUUGGGAAUGGAAGGAAUAAUUUGAAAGGCAAUCUCUGAGGCUGCAGUAAUGGAAAUGAAAAUAAAACAGUGAUUAUAUGA